Molecule: messenger RNA, 555 nt
Organism: Solanum dulcamara
Lineage: Eukaryota; Viridiplantae; Streptophyta; Magnoliopsida; Solanales; Solanaceae
Product: glycine-rich protein 5-like
Exons: 1
Coding region: 1-555 (184 amino acids)
Source: RefSeq, a predicted model, not a curated record
AUGGGUGAGCGCAAAGUCUUUGUAUGGAAUCUAAGUUUCUUGCUUUUGUUGUGUUUUGGCCUUUAUGGACGUGUAACAGUUGAAGCAACCCGAGAAGGGAAAUUUUUAACUUCCCAGGCUAAGACUGCCAAUGUAGUACUUACCAGUGGUUAUGGAAAAGAGUUUGGAGGUGGAGGCGGAGGUGGUGGGGGAGGUGUGGGUGGAGCCGUAGGAGGAGGGGGUGGUUUAGGAUAUGGCUCGGGUGGUGGCGGUUUUGGUGGUGGAAAUGGGAACUAUGGGAUGGGUGCAGGAUCUGGCAGUGGUCAAUAUGGUGGAGAUAGUGGUAAUGGUAGUGGUGGUGGCUUUGGUGGAGGAAAUGGUAAUGGCGGUGGCUUUGGUGGAGGAUUUGGUAAUGGUGGUGGCAUUGGUGGCGGAAAUGGUAAUGGUGGUGGCUUUGGUGGAGGAUUUGGUAAUGGUGGUGGCGUUGGUGGAGGAAAUGGUGGCGGAUAUCCAGGUUAUGCCGGUGGCAGUGCGCAGUCUAUGUUUCCACAAAUGGCUGCAGGGAGGAAGAACUAA